This is a messenger RNA of Aspergillus fijiensis CBS 313.89, 1320 nucleotides long. RefSeq lists its product as uncharacterized. The transcript is spliced from 3 exons. The record is from RefSeq and is a predicted model, not a curated record. Lineage: Eukaryota; Fungi; Ascomycota; Eurotiomycetes; Eurotiales; Aspergillaceae. The coding region runs from base 394 to 996 and encodes 200 amino acids.
GCAUUAUUGUUAUUACCGCCGGACUGCUGUAAAUAGCUGUAGCUGAAGCUGUCGCGGUAGCUGCUGUUGCUGCUGCUGUUGCUGCUGUUACUGCUUUACCCUCUUGGCUUAGCUUCUUUCCUUCAGCUUCCUUUCUCCUCUCUUCCUGCUCUCUUAUCAUCAAUUCUUCUUCUCCCUCUCCUCUUUCCUUUCCUUCUUCUCCUCUCUUCUCCUCUUCUUCCUUGUAAAACUUCUGCCGUUCCCCCUUCCCCUCCCCAGAAUAGUAGCGUCUCUUUAUAACUUCUAUUACGUACACCUGCUCUUCUUACCUUGCACGUCUCUUUACUGCGACUGUGAUAUACACAUCACCAUCCUACCCUCGCCCAUUCGAAUAUCUACUUAAUCACUUUCAUCAUGUUGGCCUCCUCGCUCUUCGCCCUCGGUCUGGUCGCCUCGGCCACCGCCGCUUCUACCGGCAACUACACUCUACCUGAUGGGUUCGACCUGAACGCCAUCUCCUCUGGCACCCGCGCCUCUUGGUGUACCGCGGAGCGCAACUCUUGCCCUGAGAUUUGUGGUGGAGUCGCUACCAGCAACUCCUGCGACUCGACUACCUUGGACUUCUCCUGCAUCUGCUCCAACGGUUCCGCCGCCGACGUGUCGCUUUAUGCGCAGACCGUCCCCUUCUUCGUUUGUCAGGCCAAUUAUGCCCAGUGCAUUAGCAACUCGUCCAGCUUGACUGAAGAAGAGCACUGCAAGGACUAUGAGAAGACCUGUGGCACCCUGAAUGCGUCGGCUGCCUCGACCACCUCGUCCACCACCUCGAGCGCCACCAGCUUGACUACGGCUACUAGCACCAGCACUAGCUCUGACAAGUCUACCACGGCUACCGGGACCAGCACCUCGAGCAGCACUAGCAGCUCGUCCACGGCCAACGCUGCCGUUCGUUUGGCCCAGGAGCAUGCCACCGGUCUGUUGGCCACCGCAUUGUUUGUGGGACUGCGCCUGGUGUUGUAAGUGAAAGAAUUGAGAGCGAAAACGACCCGAAGGAAGGGGCGUGUUAUGUGCAAGCGGGUCAACGAACACCAACUGAUUGGGACCGUUCGCAUAUUUUAAUGCCUGUGGGUGUGGGGUUAGAGUGCUAAUUCUGCCUUCCAAGACAUUUCUCCGAGUCUGUGUAGUGGUAAUACCAUGUUUCAAGGGGAGGAAGGGUGAUGGUUGUUGUGGUGGUUGUAUGUUCUACGACUUGAUGUCAAAUACGAUUAUUCCCCGCUGGGCGCCCAUAGGAGGGGUCGAUCCUUGCACAUUAAUUUAAUCCGCCAUUGAGCUGAUUCGUUUUUC